UUGCUCUUCGUCGAUCGCGUAAAUCGGAAUCGUUUUGAACCUUGGUUCAGAAGAAUAAUUUAAUUUUGUUGAAACAUGGUGAUUUGCUUCCGGCUAUGGUUCUGCAGAACAUUCUAUAUUGUGCGUAACGGCGCCGCGGUACGUGGUCACAUCGGAUAGGAGCAUUGCCCCCACCGGUCCCCGUUUCAGUGAGUUAAUUACAAUCAGCCGCACCAUCAGUUGCAACAACAUGCCAGCAUCGAGUGUGAAUAAGGAUCUGCAGGCCGAGCGGGCCAAGUGUAGUUUUGACAAAAACGAGUUCACGCUCUGGUGGGUUGGUGGCAGUGACAAGCUUAAGGAGAAGAAUGAUCUAGAAAAAUUUCUCGAAAACGAUCCGGACUUCCACAACACCACUCCGUUACACUUCCUUUCGCAUAAGGAACUGUAUGAAGAAACAAUCCGCCAGUCGACGGCCAUUUUCCGGAAGGUGCGUAAGUUCCACGAGGAUCGUGGCAAUGGUGACCCAUCGAACUACAUGGCUAACCUCGGUGGGUUGCUGGGAAACGGCAUCAUCCGGCAAGGCAACCCGUUGGGUAUCCAUUUUGCAAUGUUCGUACCGGCCCUACUGGGCCAUGCAUCCCCGGAACAGCAGGCAGAAUGGUUACCCCGGGCCCUAAGGUGUCAGAUGCUUGGUACGUACGCCCAAACCGAGCUCGGCCACGGUACAUUCCUGCGUGGACUGGAAGCUACCGCCACGUACGAUGAACGAACGCAAGAGUUUGUCCUGCACAGUCCAACGCUGAGCUCGUACAAAUGGUGGCCAGGAGGAUUGGCACACACGGCCAACUAUUGUGUGGUGAUGGCGCAGUUGUACUCUAAGGGCAAGUGUCACGGAAUUCAACCGUUUAUCGUGCAGCUGCGUGACGAGGAGACGCACAUGCCGCUGAAAGGCAUUACGAUCGGCGAGAUUGGCAACAAGCUCGGCAUGAACGGGGUGAACAAUGGCUUCCUAGGGUUCGAUCAAGUCCGAAUUCCACGCAAGAACAUGCUGAUGAAGAACGCCAAAUUGCUGGAGGAUGGUACGUUCGUGAAGCCACCAUCGCAAGCCCUUACCUAUGGAACGAUGAUGUUUGUGCGGGUUAUCAUUGUCCGUGAUACUGCGAUACAUUUGGCCAAGGUGGCAACCAUAGCCGUCCGAUAUUCGAGUGUCCGUCGCCAGAGUCACAUCAAUCCAGAUCAACCGGAGGUACAGGUAAUCGAUCAUCUAACCCAGCAGUACAAGCUGUUCCCCACCAUUGCUCGCAGCAUCGUGUUUAAGCUGGCAGCAGACAAUCUAUGGCAAAUGUACACCCAAGUAACGGCCGAGCUGGAUCAGGGUAAUCUGGAGCGAUUACCCGAACUGCACGCUAUCGCUUGCUGCCUAAAGGCGGUUACUACGGCGGAUGGUGCCAAGAGUGUUGAAGUUUGUCGAAUGGCAUGCGGUGGCCACGGCUACAUGACUUGUGCCAACUUUUACAAUUUGUACGGAUUCGUAACAGCCGCUUGCACCUACGAGGGAGAGAAUACUGUGCUACUUCUCCAAACUGCCAGAUACCUAGUAAAGGUAUGGAAUCAGGCGAUCAAGGGACAACCUCUUGGCCCGACGGUUCAAUAUCUAGCAAGCUUCAUUCAAAACAAGACCAACCGCCAUCCUUGGAUCGAUACGGUACCGGGAAUUGUAAAGGCACUGCACACCGUAGCCGCUGGCAAGUUGCGUCUAGCGUUCGAACAUAUUGAGCAGCGCAAAAAGGCAGGUUAUACGCAUGAGGAAGCGGUUAACCUGACCGCCCUGGAGCUUACCCAAACGGCCGAUGCCCACUGUCGAGCCUUCCUCGUGCAGUCAGCGUACGAGAUGAUCGAAAAGCUGUGCCAAACCGCAACAGCCCCGUUCGCGAAAGUGAUGCGCUCGAUUUGUGAACUAUAUGCGUACAAUGAGGCCAUUGAAUCGAUUGGGAGCUUAGUGCGAUUUACCACGAUCAGCGAAAGUGACAUCAACAGACUGCAGGUGAAGCUGGAGCAAACACUGCUGGCCAUCCGACCGAAUGCGGUUAGCAUUGUCGAUGCGUUUGCCAUACCGGACGUGCUGCUUGGGUCCCCGCUCGGUGCGUACGAUGGCAACGUUUACGAGAAGCUUUACGAGGAGGCCAAGAAAAGCCCCCUGAAUCAGGAGCCAGUCAACAAGUCGUUCCAUUUGUAUUUGAAACCUUUCAUGCGCUCCAGUCUGUAGAGUGGCGCGUAGAUUAUUAUAUUCCGAUGGUACUACUAGUUUACUAGUUUGUUAUCUACUUGGGGGCUAUGGGCAAUUGUUAAUUUGUUAUACAGAGAAUAAACUACAUUUUAACCGUGA
Messenger RNA from Anopheles darlingi, 2365 nucleotides. RefSeq names its product probable peroxisomal acyl-coenzyme A oxidase 1. Gene Ontology annotation, biological process: lipid homeostasis; fatty acid beta-oxidation using acyl-CoA oxidase. Gene Ontology annotation, molecular function: acyl-CoA oxidase activity; fatty acid binding; FAD binding. Gene Ontology annotation, cellular component: peroxisome. The coding region runs from base 230 to 2245 and encodes 671 amino acids. The transcript has 10 exons. NCBI's taxonomy places the organism in Eukaryota, Metazoa, Arthropoda, Insecta, Diptera, Culicidae. The record is from RefSeq and is a predicted model, not a curated record.